This is a messenger RNA of Pseudopipra pipra, 1390 nucleotides long. RefSeq names its product hydrocephalus-inducing protein-like. The transcript is spliced from 11 exons. Gene Ontology annotation, biological process: cilium movement; axonemal central apparatus assembly. The coding region runs from base 341 to 1390 and encodes 349 amino acids. Lineage: Eukaryota; Metazoa; Chordata; Aves; Passeriformes; Pipridae. Gene Ontology annotation, cellular component: axoneme. The record is from RefSeq and is a predicted model, not a curated record.
AGCCACUUGAACAAGAAAAGCCUUUCUAAACAAGGGCAUUUCUGAGGCUCUUGCUGGUUUUUUUGCCUUCCAGCUGACCAUCUUUGACUUCAGGGAGGUUGGUCUCAGGCUCAGGAAGAAGCCGGACAGCCCUCAGGAGACAAAGCUGCCCAAGACUGUCCGGCCCCCAGGCACGAGUGAGAACUCCAGUUCCAAGUUCUCAUCCCCUGACCGGAACAAGACCUUGCUUGAGCCUGUCCCAUCCGAGCUGGUGUUUCAGAACUAUGUCCUUGGCAAGGUCUGUGAAACGGCCCUGCUUCUGAGGAAUAGAGACAAGGUUACUCAGCUGGUGAAGGUCACCAUGGACAGCUCACCUUAUUUCAAGUUGGUCGGCCCCAAUGGUGUGUGCCAUCAGAUCCCACCGGGCUCAUUUUGCACUAUAAACAUCCUUUUCACCCCUGAGGGGAGCAAGUUACUUUUCCUGCAGGAUCAUUUCCACCAGCUUGUCUGCAGCAGUGAAAGGGAAAAGGUCUCUGUGCCAAUCCAAGCCAUUGGUGCCCGCCCAGUCUUGGACUUCCCUGACCAGCUGGACUUCUCGUCGUGUCCAGUCAACCACAGCACCCAGAAGACUCUGCUGGUUCACAACACCGGGAACCUGGAAGCCUGUUACAGCCUCAGCACUGAGAGCCCUUUCACUGUCAGCCCAGCCACGGGAACCCUCGAUGUUGGUGAAGCCAAGCAAGUGACAGUGGAAUAUCACCCGCUGCAGACCGGGCACCAUUCCACAUCCCUGGCAGUGCACUGCGACAGAGGUGAAGAUACCCACACCAGACUUCUUGGAAAAGCUAAGGACUUCAACAUCGGGCUGGACAAGUACUCUUUGGAACUUGUCAAGCCACAGAACCAUCCACAACAUUGCGAGGCUUUUGCUACUGAGGCAGAGGAGUAUCCACAGAAGAUCAGGCUGUGUCACAAUCUGUCUCGGCCACCCCAGGAGAUAGCAAAGGCUCUUGUGAUGAAGCGCUAUGAGGAGCUGGACCUUUACGACCGCGAGUUGGAGAAGGAGACAGCAAAGAUUGAAGCAGACUCCAUGCUCUUCUCAGAUGACGUUUUCACCAUUGAGCCCUUGGAGGGAGAGGUUGGGCCACAUUGUUCAGCUGAAAUCAAGGUGUUCUUUAAACCCCGAGAAGCCCAAGUCUACAGAAAAGUGGCCUACUGUUCCAUCUCAGGCCGUGAGACCAGGCUGCCCCUGCGACUCACAAGGGAAGGCCUCGAGCCCUGCCUCCAACUCAGCUCUGAGGAACUGGACAUGGGGAAAGUUUUGGUUGGAGAAGCCUACAGCUACGAGACCAUGGUCUUCCAGUGCCACCUCCUGCUGCCAGCACAUGGUGCUUUCCUCAGUGUGUGGUGA